Aspergillus versicolor CBS 583.65 is the source of this 1222-nucleotide messenger RNA. RefSeq names its product SDR family NAD(P)-dependent oxidoreductase. The transcript has 2 exons. The record is from RefSeq and is a predicted model, not a curated record. The coding region runs from base 140 to 1081 and encodes 313 amino acids. Lineage: Eukaryota; Fungi; Ascomycota; Eurotiomycetes; Eurotiales; Aspergillaceae.
CUAGCCCUGGGCUCAUAGUUGAUCUAAAGAGACAAGGUCUAGAAAACUGGAAUGGGAUUAAUCAAGUUUAUAAAAGAGCGUAUGUUUCUUGAAGAUUCAGAAAAGGACCACAAUUUCAUGACCUAUCAAAAAAUACACAAUGUCGCAUACAGAUGAAGCUGCUCUUGUCGACCUCCAGGGAAUAUUCUCCCUCGAUGGCAAAGUUGCCCUUGUCACAGGAGGCAGUCGAGGGCUUGGUUUCCAUGCAGCAUCGGGGUACGUAGACCAUUUCAUGGAAACACAGAUAAGUACAACGACGCUCACAGUGCUUAGAUUACUUCAAGCUGGAUGCUCUCAAGUGUUCAUAACAUCGCGGUCUCCCUCUGACUGUGAUAAGGCCGUUGCAGGACUCAAUGCACUGCUCAACAAACAUCCCAAUGCAAAGGCAAUUGCCGUGCCUACGGACUGUUCGCGUGCCGAUGAGCUCGACAGACUAGUUAGUGUGAUAUCUCAGUCGACCGAUCAUGUUGAUAUCGUCUUCGCCAACGCGGGAACAGUCCGAAUGGGACCUUUGGAAGAGCAUUCGGACAAAGAGUUCUCCGACGUAAUGGACCUGAAUGUCAAAGGGACAUUCCUACUUGUUCAGAAACUCCUCCCCCUUCUGUCCGCAAAGGCUCAGCGCGAGGACGCAUCCCGGAUCAUCAUCAACUCCUCUAUCGCCGGAAUGAUCGCCGGAGGUACUGGACACCUUGCUAUGCCAAGUUACGGUGCAUCCAAGGCAGCGCUUAUCCAGAUGGCCAAGUACCUUGCCAUAGAGCUGGGCCCGCGAAACAUCUUGACCAACGUCAUUGCGCCGGGCUUCUACCCGACUAAGAUGUCCUCCAUUCUUUCUGAUAAAGUAGGCGGCCCAGAUGUGCUGGCAAGCAUGGUUCCGAACCGCAGAGUAGGGACUCCUAAUGAUAUUGCCUCGUUGGUUGUGUUCUUGAGCUCCAAGGCGGGCAGUUACGUGAACGGGGCAACUGCUGUGACUGAUGGGGGGUUUGGCUUAUUGCAUUCGGUCAAUGCUGGUGAUGCAUCUCAGGAUGGGACUUUCCUGGGAUAGGAUAGAAGGAAUUACCAGCUGGAAGAAAAGCUUUGUAUAUUAUUAUCUACCAGUAGCUGAAUCAAUUCUGCAGCCGUAAGGACUGCAAGAUUGCCCUGGAGAACCAGCGCCAUUACAAACCCAAUACUCCCAUAAAGCCUG